Messenger RNA from Oryzias melastigma (Indian medaka), 926 nucleotides. RefSeq lists its product as uncharacterized. The record is from RefSeq and is a predicted model, not a curated record. Gene Ontology annotation, molecular function: nucleic acid binding. Gene Ontology annotation, biological process: DNA integration. Lineage: Eukaryota; Metazoa; Chordata; Actinopteri; Beloniformes; Adrianichthyidae.
CUAACAGUGGAUGGGAUCAAUGAUCCAAAUGCACUGGAGCCACUAACUCCAAAUCAUUUUAUUAUGAUGAAAUCAAAGGUUGCUCCUGGACCCCCUGGAUUAUUUGUUAAAGAGGAUUUGUAUGCAACGAAGAGGUGGAGAAGAGUCCAGUACCUGAUUGAACAGUUUUGGAGUCGAUGGAAGAAGGAGUAUCUCAUGGCCAUAGCAACAAGGCAAAAAUGGCACAAACCCAAACGCAAUCUCAAGACAGAUGACAUUGUCAUCAUCAAAGAUAACAAUCUUCCACGAAACCAGUGGCAGUUAGGUAGAGUCAUUGAAACUGUCAAAGAUAGCGAUGGCUUAGUUAGAAGAGUCAAAUUACAACUUGGAAAAUGUGUAAAUGACAGUAAACCUACAGUUAUUGAACGACCAGUCCAUAAACUGGUUGUACUUCUUGAAGGUUGAAAGAUCAUAGAUGACGAAUCUAUAUUUUUAAAACAGGAUGUACAUUAUUAUUUAUUUAUUUAUUUUUAAUCUUUGUGAAGAGCAGUCAUUCAUAGCAGGAAAUUCUGUACCAUUCAUUCACUAUCCAUGUAAAUUCAUUGUAGCAGAAUUUGGUGGGAGUGUAAAUGACAGCCAAUUGUUAUUAUUUUUUCUUAUUGAAUGUAUACUGUUGUUUGACUAUUGCUCAGUUUGUUUCUUUAUAUGGCACUACAGCGCCUCCCUGUGGAUGCUUUAGUAACGUGCGCAACAACUUCAGUUUUUUUCCGUUGACGCACGUAUCUGUUUUUUCUUUGCUGGCACACGCAAUGACGGCACGCUUGAAUGGACUCUACAGUUAAUUUUUUGUAGAUAGCACCCCUUUGUAAGCGGAAUGAGUUUUCACAGUGCACAAGUACUUUGGAUCGUUGCAUCAAAGAGACCAAUAAAGUACGCACUUGUUUGAA